Molecule: messenger RNA, 6885 nt
Organism: Acipenser ruthenus (sterlet)
Lineage: Eukaryota; Metazoa; Chordata; Actinopteri; Acipenseriformes; Acipenseridae
Product: neurocan core protein
Exons: 15
Coding region: 377-5770 (1797 amino acids)
Biological process (GO): cell adhesion
Molecular function (GO): calcium ion binding; hyaluronic acid binding
Source: RefSeq, a predicted model, not a curated record
UGAUUUGAAUAGGGUCUUCUGCAGAGAGUACCGUUGUCUGUAGAUGCUCUUUUGUUCAUCAAUGCUGCUGUAAGACCGGCUUCUCCCGGCGCCGCUGCUACAUGUCAGUGCACGUUUGACUCGAAUCUGUCUUUGCGGGCUGAAAUGUGCUCUCUUGUUUCGUCUCCCUCUAGCAUUUUUUUUAAAAAACCGUUGACUUUUCGAAUUACAAUUUCCCGUAUCCGUUUCUGUUUUCAAUGGUUGUCAGCACCUCGCGGCACACCGGGACACCUGCGCGACACUCCGGUGUCUCCGAGUCAACAGAACAGACCUGCGAUAUAUUCCACAUUCCUUUAGAGUCGAGGAAGAAGACUCCUUUGCAUCAAUCAGACUGAGGAUGUCCAACACAGUGCGUCACUCUGGGUCCCGGCUCUCCAUUGCGGUAUUCAUCCUGUCCUUCCUACUAGCUGGAGUGGUGGAAGGAGAGAAGCUGGUCAACAUGAAGAAAGUGACCCACCAGGUGGUGCGGGCCGGGCUGGCAGAGACCAGCUUCCUGCCCUGCGUCUUCACCCUGCGGCCCAGCCCCUCACGAGAGCCCCCCCGUAUAAAGUGGACCAAGAUUGUCUCGGAGGGUGGGGGCAAGAUCGAGGUCUCUGUGCUGGUUGCCAAGGACAACGUCAUCAAGGUCAAGAAGGACUUCCAGGGUCGAGUCGCCCUGCCCGGGUACCCCGACAACCGCUACAACGCCACCCUCGCCCUCACCGGCCUGCGCUCCAGCGACUCGGGCACCUACCGCUGCGAGGUGGUGGUGGGAAUUGACGACGAGCAGGACACAGUGCCCCUAGAGGUCUCCGGUGUGGUGUUCCACUACCGUGCGCCCAGUGACCGCUACGCCCUGACCUUUGCCGAUGCCCAGCGCGUGUGUCUGGAGAACUCAGCGGUCAUCGCCUCUCCGAGUCACCUGCAGGCCACCUUCGACGACGGCUACGACAACUGUGAUGCGGGCUGGCUCUCUGACCAAACCGUCAGGUACCCAAUCAGAUUGCCCCGGCCCGGUUGCUAUGGAGACAGAGACAACCUACCUGGAGUCAGGAAUUAUGGGCAGAGGGGCCCCACAGACCUGUAUGAUGUCUACUGCUAUGCCAGACAGAUGACAGGUGAGGUGUUCCACUCGACAGUCCCAGAGAAGCUGAGUUUGGCCACGGCUUCAACGCACUGCCACUCCCUGGGGGCACAGCUGGCUACAGCCGGGCAGCUCUACCUGGCCUGGCACGGGGGGCUUGACCGCUGCGACCCGGGCUGGCUGGCAGACGGCAGCGUGCGAUACCCCAUCAGGCAGCCACGCAAGAACUGCGGCGGGGACGAGCCCGGAGUCAGAACCCUCUACCAGCACCCCAACCGCACCGGCUUCCCCAUCACCACCUCCCUCUACGACGCAUACUGCUACAGAGAGAAUCCUUCUGCCGUGGCCGCUGGUCUGCUGCUAUCAAAGAAUCUGAAGGACACCGAUUCCACAUCCCCAGCCCAGGGAGAGCCCAAAACAUUCAUCUGGGGUGGCAACGGCGCCCUGAAGGAGCAGAUUAACUUCAUUGCAUCAAACGACUCUUCUGAGAUCUCAGCAGAGCAUGUGGUCAUCCAUCUGAAACCAGCCUCCUCCAGCUUAGCACUAGACGAGCAGCUGGGGCAAAAAGCGACAGACUCACAGGGGUCUGAGCAAAGACAGGCUGCUACCCCUGAGCCAUCACCGGUGCUUGGGGAUUUAUCCAUGACGGAAAUGUUGGGGCAUCAGCAAGGUGACACAGAAUGGCAGAAGGAGCUGGAAGAUGAGACAAUCAAAGAAGAGACUUGGUUGCUAUCUAGAUCCCAUCAACAGCCCAUCUCAGCAGCACCCGCAGCUGGUCUACAGUCUGAUGAGAUGAACAGUCUGCUCUCCAAUUUGGUUGAUCCUCCAAGGAACCCUGAAGGGAACCACUGGCAGGAUUCUAUUGACCAGCAUGUUUCAGAAUUCAUGGCUGAUUCCUCAGAGCAGAUCUUUUCCACCACAUCCCAUGAAAAAUUGGAAGAGAUCCCAAUAGUUCAGAAGCCAACGGAACCUGGAAUAGCAUAUGCCCUGGGACUAAACGCUUCUCCAUCACAAGCAAGAGAAGAAUCUGAAAUGAAUCCACCAAACCUUUCUGAGGUCCACCCCACAAACCAAGAGGGCACCAUGCUGGACCCAUUGGGGGUGAAGACCACACAGGUUUCAUCAUUAGAUGGUGGGUCACCAAGCUCAACUGAAGAGCAUUCAAACCAAGGUAAAAUCCAAGAAUCCCCUGAAUUUAAUGGACCUACUCCAGAAACGACGGAAACUAGCCUGCUCCAUAAUAACAAUUUGCUUCUAAACAAUCCAAAAGAAGAAUUCGGACAAGAAGACGCAGAAAGCCCAACGUCAAUGGCUGUCAAAGUCAGCACAGAGGUGCAUCUUAAUGAUGUUGGAUCUUCAGAGAUCAGUGCUAAUGAGACACACUUGGAAGAGGAUGAUAUCAUCAGUGAAUCCAGUGAUCUGCUCCUUGUAGAGGAAAAAAUCGAAUCUGCACCUGAAACUGCAAAUCUGGGCUCCAUUCCUGCAGUGAGUGUCAAUGAGUCCCACCAUCCUGGACAAGAAAAGGUUGAUGAUUUGGCCAGUUCGGCACAGAACCCCACUGGAAAGAGUGCUGAAGACUAUGAAGGCACAGUUUUACAAGAGUCAAAUCCUGUCUCUUCUGAUUCUGCAAAUGCACUGGAGAACGACGCUGCUUUUGGAUUAAUUUCACCGGGACACAAAGGGACAAUGCAUCCAACAAUGACAGCUAAUGAAUCAUCACCAGAGCCCAGUGCUGCCAGCACAGUGCCAGCUUCUACCCCGCUGCCAGGCAGGAAAGACGAAUGGGCACAUGAGCCAACAGCUGGCACCAUACAGGAGAGCAGAGCUCCAGAAAGGGAGAGAUUGGCAGUCAACGAAUCAAGGAGAUCCUUUCAGGAUGAAGAGCCAUUAACUGCAAUCACAGGCGGCCAGUCCGCUGAGCUGCACAGCCGUGGAGGAGAGGGUACCCUGAGAAUCAUGGUGAUUACAACGCCCUCGCCCUCACCUUUCAAUGAUUCUGCCCCUGAGAUAUCGGGAGAUGACCUUCCCUCUUUGCAGGAGGAUAUAACCAUCCGUCAAAAACUUGUGGAAGAUUUCAAGGCAGACUCCUCUGAAUCAGAGAUGACCAGUGCCCAGGAAGCCAGAAGAACAAACAUAGAGGACCAGGCCGUCCCAUCCUUGCUGGACAUCCAUGAAAUCUUCUCGGGAGGGGGCUCUGACAUGGAUGGAGACUCCCUCCCUCUAGUGACCGUCGGCUUUCAUUCACCAAAACAACAAACUUCUUCUAACGUGCCUUCAUAUGAACCGGAACCUUCAGCAAAGCCAAUGUUGCCUUUUACAUCCCCGUCCGAGAAUUCUGAACUUGAGAAGGUUGAAGAUGGGAGUGGAGAUGCAGAAGAGGGUCUGCUUGCUAUAUCUAAGGGAUCCAAAAACCCCACCACAACCAAAAGACCUCCAACCUCUUUCCCUCACAUAGACCACGCCUUAGAGAGAGAAUCCUUGUGGGAAGUAACCCUGAAGCCACAGAAGGAAGAAGAUUUGUUUAAUCCGACAACCAUCCAGGGACGUCAGGAUGCUGUGUCCACGACAGUGCCUAGCAGUGGCAACAAAGACAUUGGGACGGAGGAGGUGGUUCCAGAAGACAGGCUGGACGUUAAAGGCGGUCAGCUGUUCCACGAGUCGUCCACAGAGGCUGCUGCUUUGAAUCCAGAAGAAAGCGUGGCUGAAGUAAAGGGAGAAGUUGCUUUUGUCCAGCACUCAACUGAAGUUCAACCAACUGAGGUCACAGCGGCAGAAGCAACUCCUUCUGGAGAACCUGAUGUGAGAAUGCCUUCCACACCUGACGCCUUCCUUGUGACAGAUGGAAAAACAACUUUGACCCCUUUGAAAGAAGGGAGAAGCCCACAAAGCCCAGCCACUGAAGACCUGCUCGUUACAACCUCAUUGUCACCAGUUACAAGUAUGGGGAUCACAUCAGAGUCCAUAGUUCCUGUGGGUGACUUGCUGACCACUAAAGCUGCUACAAAUGAAAGAAUGGAGAUGCUCUUUCCAACUGUCCCAACCACUGCAAGCAGAGAAGAGUUGGAGUUGACUACCCCUGAGCAGUUAGUACAUACUGAAGUACUGAAGGAGCAACUGCUGUUGGACAAUGCUGUGGAGAGCACCCCAUCUGGAGAGCAGCCAAGAACAGCCACCAAGGAACCUGCCGAUGAAACCACUGACUCCACCAUGGAACCAACCAUCUCUGCCACACAGUCACCAGGGAAUGAAUUAGAAGGAGAAACAGAAGUAGAUGCAGAAGGAUUGGAGACUACGAAUCAACCAGCAAGUCAUGAGACAGAGAACAGCUCUUCCUCUGUUCAGCCAACCAGACUGGUUCUCACCAUCAAGGUGUCCAGUGAAGGUGCAGAGACGUAUCCAGUGACGACUAGAGCCACUGAUGAGAGUAGAUCCAUGGAACCCUCCAUGACCACAGCCACCUCCCCUGUAUUUAAGUCGGUUACUCCCGAAGACGGGCCUUCAUUAGAACUGGCUUUUAUCACCACUGUUGGGUCGCACACAAUGCCUUCUGGAACCCAGCCCUCUACUCCAGAGACGGAAGUGUACAGUGGCAGUGGAAUGGGGCAUGUAUCUCCUGGAGAAGAGCAGGUGAACGGAACAUUGCUGGCACCGAAGUCCAGUUCCCAGCUUCCGUCUGCCUUGAAUGAAUCCACCUUCGGCACAGACUGGGAAGACAUAGGAGCUUCAGAAGAACCAGCAGCUGAGGCAGACCCCUGCGAGACCAACCCCUGCCUGCAUGGAGGGAGCUGCCUGUCCAACGGGAGCGUGUACAGCUGUGACUGCCUGUCAGGCUACUCCGGGGAGAACUGCGAGAUCGACAUUGACGACUGCCAAUCCAACCCCUGUGAGAACGGAGGCACCUGCAUCGAUGAGAUCAACGCCUUCAUCUGCCUGUGUCUGUCCAGCUACGGAGGGGCGACCUGCGACAAGGACACAGAGGGCUGCGAUCACGGCUGGAGGAAGUUCCACGGGCACUGCUACCGAUACUUCUCACACCGACACACCUGGGAGGACGCUGAGAAGGACUGCCGGGAGCACAGCGCUCACCUGGCUAGUGUCCACUCCCCCGAGGAGCAGAGCUUCAUCAACGGGCUGGGUCAUGAGAACACCUGGAUUGGGCUGAAUGAUCGCACUGUGGAGGAGGACUUCCAGUGGACUGACAACAUGGCGCUGCAAUACGAGAACUGGCGUGAGAACCAGCCUGAUAACUUCUUCGCGGGCGGAGAGGACUGUGUGGUGAUGAUCGCUCACGAGAACAGCAAGUGGAAUGACGUGCCCUGCAACUACAACCUGCCCUACAUCUGCAAGAAGGGAACAGUGCUGUGCGGGACGCCCCCGGUGGUGGAGAAUGCCUUCCUGAUUGGUCGGAAGCGAGCGCACUAUGACAUCCACUCCGUCGUGCGGUACCAGUGUGCCGACGGGUUCCUGCAGCGCCACGUUCCCACCACCAAGUGCCGCAGCAACGGCAAGUGGGACCGGCCCAAAAUCAUCUGCACUAAAUCGCGGAGAGCCCACCGGUCACGGCGCCACCACCACAAGUCCCGACGCGAGCGGAGAAAACACAAGAAGCACUCCUCCAGGGGGCACAGGGAGGAAGACGACGGUGAUGACAGCCAGAACUACUUCUGAACAAAACAGAAACAAAAAACACCGCAGAACGUGAAGGAAUUGAACCCUCCAUCCGCGACCCUGACACUCCCACCACCCCCAACCCCAGAGAGAGUGCCAGGAGACUGGGGGAGUACGAUACCCAGCUCCUGACACUCCCACCACCCCCAACCCCAGAGAGAGUGCCAGGAGACUGGGGGAGUACGAUACCCAGCUCCUGACACUCCAACCACCCCCAACCCCAGAGAGAGUGCCAGGAGACUGGGGGAGUACGAUACCCAGCUCCUGACACUCCCACCACCCCCAACCCCAGAGAGAGUGCCAGGAGACUGGGGGAGUACGAUACCCAGCUCCUGACACUCCCACCAUCCCCAACCCCAGAGAGAGUGCCAGGAGACUGGGGGAGUACGAUACCCAGCUCCUGACACUCCCACCACCCCCAACCCCAGAGAGAGUGCCAGGAGACUGGGGGAGUACGAUACCCAGCUCCUGACACUCCCACCACCCCCAACCCCAGAGAGAGUGCCAGGAGACUGGGGGAGUACGAUACCCAGCUCCUGCUAGGCCUCAAAGACCCUCUCACACUCUCUCCUUAACAGGAAUUCAAAUUGGAGUUAUGGCGGUGUUUUUGGCAGCUUAAAUAUCUACAAAAAAAAGGUGUUUGGACAUUUGCAGUAAAUUAUACAGUAUUCACAGUGUUUUGCUAUUUUGUGCUAUUUAAGAUGCUGUUAAGACAGCGGCCAUAAUUCCAAUUGAAUCCCAGACCCUCCCCCCCUCACCAGUGUAAUUAAUCUCCUGGCUUGGUUUUAUCCAGGCCACUUUUCUGAAGUAUUAUUAUAGCCCCUCAAAAGGGGGCUGUUUUUUUUUUUUUGGUUUUAUCACACUUUUUUAAAGGUGAUCUUGUUAAGGUUUUAAACCAGGUUACGCACGUGGGCAUUUCGUUGCGUGCUCCAGCAGAAACCGUUUUCUUUUUAACGAAUUCAACUUUUCGAUAAAGUGUUUCUAAUAAAAAUAGAAGACCUGCUUUUGUUAUUUUGUUUUUAAGAACAGCGCUAGUAUUUAAAUGUCGUGUUUCUGUUUGGCCUGCCACACGCUCCAGCUGAACAAACCCUAAUUAACUAUGUGAGUACUUUUUU